This is a messenger RNA of Limulus polyphemus (Atlantic horseshoe crab), 4141 nucleotides long. Its product is annotated as nucleolysin TIAR-like. Gene Ontology annotation, cellular component: ribonucleoprotein complex; cytoplasmic stress granule; cytosol. Lineage: Eukaryota; Metazoa; Arthropoda; Merostomata; Xiphosura; Limulidae. Gene Ontology annotation, molecular function: poly(U) RNA binding; mRNA 3'-UTR binding; poly(A) binding. The record is from RefSeq and is a predicted model, not a curated record. Bases 198 to 1304 code for a protein of 368 amino acids. The transcript has 9 exons.
CUCCAUAACGGAAAGUGACGAACUUACAGCAUUUCAGGCCGCGUUGUGUACGUUGCUGGCUAUCAUUGAUACAGCACGCGCCACAUGAUACACGUAGCUACGCUCGAGACUUAGUAGACAAGGGACCUCGUCGCACACGUACAGCAUUCUAAAGCGUGUUAGUUGGAGCUACUGUGUGUAAUUUUCUGUCUGUGUUCAUGUAUAUCUUUGAAACUGAAUUGUUGUCCAGUUGCCCAGCAAACGGCAACAUCUUGCAUGGGUCAGCCGCAAGUAACAAUGUUCAAGGAGUGAUGAGACUCCCUCUCUUACUUGGACCUUCGGGUCCUGGCACUCCGGGCUACAGUCAGAUGGGUGCCACUGUUAUGCUAUCAAUGCCCAACCGUGAGAUUCGACCAGACCCCAAGAAACUAGCAGAACACCACCAUAUUUUUGUAGGAGACUUGAGUCCAGAAAUUGAGACAACACAGCUUAGAGAAGCUUUCUCACCGUUUGGAGAAAUUUCAGACUGCCGAGUUGUCAGAGAUCCACAAACUCUCAAAUCCAAAGGCUACGGCUUUGUUUCGUUCGUUAAAAAAGCGGAUGCUGAAGUUGCUAUUAGCCAGAUGAAUGGCCAAUGGUUGGGAACCAGAGCUAUACGCACAAACUGGGCUACCCGUAAGGUAUCGGCUAAUCGAAGCCAGGUUGAUGGUAGUUCUCAAUCCAUUACAUUUGAUGAAGUCUACAACCAGUCAAGCCCAACAAACUGUACAGUAUAUUGUGGAGGCAUAAGCCAAGGACUCUCAGAUGAACUCAUCCAUAAGACAUUUAAAGCCUUUGGUCCUAUACAAGAAAUACGAGUUUUUAAAGACAAAGGCUAUGCAUUUAUCAGAUUUGCAACUAAAGAAGCAGCAACACAUGCCAUUGUGGGAAAUCACAAUUCUGAGAUAAAUGGUCAAAUUGUCAAAUGUUCAUGGGGCAAGGAAUCGUCAGAUCCAACCAAUCAGCAACCAGCCCAGAGCCUGGCAGCACCCUACACAUACCCCUACCAACAGGUGGGGUAUUGGUAUCCUCAAGGAUAUCCACCAGUUCAAGGGCAAUUUAUGCAAGGGAUGCAGUAUCCAUAUGGACAGUAUUAUGGUCAAGGAUUUGGAGGACACUGCCAUCUUAUUGAAGACUCUUCUUCUAACAGCAUGGGUGUUCAGAUGGCAUGGCAAGGAAUUCCAGGACAGCCUCAAAUGGCCGCUGCAGCUGCUGUUCAGAGUCCUGUUGGUCAACAACCUGGAGUGUUUGGUGCCUAUCCCAUGCAGCAAUACCAGGUGCAAUAAAUCCUAUGAUACCAACUGCUUCUGCCACUAAGCAGACGUUUUUCGGGAUAUAUUCAAUAACCAGAAUGUUUUCCUCUCCUCUCCUGAUACCUGGCUGGUUUCUCUUGCUAAUCAAUGACCAAAUGACCACCAGUUAGGAUUAUCUGGCAGAGGUGCCUGGUUGAUUGUAUGACUUUCCCUGAUUCUUCUGUGAUUCAUCUAGACCCCUUCACCCAUGGAAUAUUAGUCUUUGGAGAGCUGAUUUGGUAUUGGAUUUAAUUCCAAUUAUUUUAACGUAGCUUUUAGCAGAAAAAUUUACUUCUUUGAUUAAAACUGCUUAAUUUCAGUGCUUUAUAAGGCUACUUUGCCAAUACUAAAUAAGAACAAAAAGCCUUUGGAGUUCUUCAGAAUGUGUUGAUUUUCCAACCUAAAUCCUUCUCCAAGUCAACUCUCCUAAUUCAAGAGAUACCAUGUAAUGUUAAGGAGGGAGAGAAAAUGAAAUGUAGUGCAUAGAAAAAAUUGUAUAUACACACUUAUAUAUAAAUAUAUACAUACAAGAUGUUCAGUGAUAUGUGAAAUUUAGUUACAGAUGCCUUGUCUUAUCUUAUUAACAACGGUUUUAUUCAUAGUCAUGUAGAAGACAAAUGUAUCUUGAUGAUGGUUAGCUUACCGUGCUUAAGCUUUUUGUUUUUAUAUAGAUCUCAUAAAUAUAGGUUGUGCAAGAGCUUGUUACAUUUUAAAUAAAGAAAAAUUAUCUAACGGAUCGUAAAUAAAUAUCUUGAAAAUUUUACGUAUGCAGGCUUGAAAUAAGAAAAAAAUUGCAUUUAUCGAGUUAAAAAAUAUUUAUUUAUUUAUUACCCUUUUGGAUUUAAGGUAAGAGAUCUUCUGGUAAAACUCACACUAAAAUGAAUAUGAAGAAAUAUAUAAUUGUUUAUAUUCGAUUAAUUGCUUUUAUUUAUAAUAUUUUUCUCCUUUAUGUGUGUGAAUUUCAGUCUCAGUGGGUUCGAAUCAAAGACAUAAUUAUUUAGAUUAAUAUCAUAUAUAUAUAUAUAUAUAUUUAUUUCCAUGUGAGUUUUCAAUGGUAAUUAACUCCCAGUAUUCCACAUUUCUGGCUAAAGAAAAUGAAUAUUUUUUGGGGGGGUUAGAUAAAAUAAACUAAGGUGAAUUAAAAUUUAAGAAGCAUUUUCAGACAUUUUUUUGUGUACUCAUUAGAGUAAUAUUCACAAUUCAUGAAAAGAAAUUUUCUAAAUUUAUCCCAACAUUUAUUGGGUAACCCUUUUAGAGGAGCUGGGCAGACCAAUUGCAGUUUGUUUAAAGACUUGGAGGUUUAUAAUGAAAAUAUUCGUUUUUGUUUUGUUACUAGCAAAUAAAAUCUUGUGACAAACUGGGAACCAUAAACUGACUCCUCCAGAAAAGUUAGCUUGCAAAGGUUGGAAAACAAAAUAGGAUUUGAUGCUUUCUAAAAGUGGGGCGUAACGUAAGAAUACGUUAAAAUGGAUAUAUGAUUUCAUGUUAUAUCAAAAAAUAGGGUGAGUAUAAAUCUUACGAAGAAACGUUGAACGUGCACGAGCUUGUUACCUAUACAAGGUGAGUUUUACAGGUGUGUUUGGCAUGUAAACUGUACUUUAUGGUUUUCUUUUAUCUUGGUUUGGUAUGGAGAUUGGUUUUGAGUGCUAUGGAAACACAUGAAGUAUAAUUACCUUGUUUUAAAAACGACAAUUUUGUAUUGCCGGAAAUUAUGUAAGAAAACAGGUGGAAUGCUGAAAUCAACUUAAUGACAGUGAUUCUAGUCUGAGUAGUAAAAUAUAUUUUAUUAGUAGUAUCUCUUUUAUUGAGUGCAUGUGCGUGUGACCAAGUAACAUCUUUCCCAAACGGUUAUCAAGUAAUAUUGAGCGCAAACAAAGUGAAAUAAAUAUCGAAACACAAAAUGAAGUGUGCAAUCUACCAAAUAUUUCUUUUGCCACCAUGUCAUAAUUUACCGCUUGUAUAACAAGAUAAGCUUUAGACAUCACGUGACGUGUAAAAUAUCAAUCAUUUGGGGCAGAACGUGCCUGAACUCCCGUGAAAUAUUCAUAAACUACAAUCAACAAAGAAGGUGACUUUAGUUUAGUCUAGCUGUAGAGAAUUAGCUAUUGCUGAUAUAAAUUACUAAUUGCCGAGAGAUUAGUAUUGUAUAGAAUGUAUUUGAGAAUUGUAAAACAGUAGUUUGUAGGAAUUGUACUCCCCUUUCCUUCUUAUAUGUUUUCUAGUGCCAUAAAAAGUCGUUGAGGAAAUGAGGGAUUUGUCUAUUUAAUGUGCGCGUUUUUGUUUCUUGAAUCGAUGUAUUUAUUAUCCGUGGAAGUGUUUCGAGUUACUUUUGUAAAUACUGUUUGCUUACAUGACAGUUUAAGAAACGAGAAAGAAUUAUCCUUGGUAAUUUUGUAUAUCUAAGCAGAGUAAUCUUUUAGAUAAGGGCGCUUUGCUUUUUAACCAAAAGUUUUGAUAAAAAAAGAGCACAAUUUUCAUAGCUCAGUCAAUUUCAGGCUAUCUGGUGGUUUUGUUAUGUAUCAAUGUGAUUUUUAGUCUGAGUUGUUACGCAAGGAUGGAUAUAUAUAUGUGAAGUAAAAACUUGCCUACUUUAUAUGUAAAGCAUAUGGAAAACUGUUCAGUUUCUUAACAUCAUAACGCCAGACUCAGCUUGAAAAUGUUUACUACAGGUUUGCUAAAUCAAAACUUAAUGUUGGAGACAGAAGAGUCCAUAGCAAUUAAGUGUUCUUCUGCAUUAAACCCUAGUGUAAUAAAUCGUUUAUUUCGACUAAUCCCUGAUAAUUACUAAACAGAUCUGGUUAAAUUGAAAAUAAUAAAAAUGUUUAAAAGGA